AUGGCCGCAGCAACCACGACGCCCAUCCUCCGCCCUCGUGACCCAAACACGUUGAGCAACUACACAGCUUGGCGCUCUCGCCAUAUCACCGCGAACUUCGAGAUUGACUUCAGCAACAAGAGGCUCGCCGGCAAUGUGAUUCAUCAAUUGCUCUCCAAGACGCAAGCCGCGACGCGGGAAAUCGUCCUUGAUACGAGCUUUUUGGAUAUCUCGCAGGUGAAGGUGGAUGGCCAAAAGGCGCAGUGGGAGUUGCUGCCGCGCUUUGAGCCGUAUGGGAGUGCUUUGAAGAUUGUACUCGAGACGGGUGUUGAGGAGGGUAAUAUUGUGGAAGUUGACAUCUCUCUCAAAACCACCGAAAAAUGCACUGCGCUGCAAUGGUUGACAGAAGCGCAAACAUCGAACAAGAAACACCCAUACAUGUUCUCCCAAUGCCAGGCUAUCCACGCCCGCUCCAUCUUCCCCUGCCAGGAUACGCCCGAUGUGAAAACCACAUUUGACUUCAACAUCACCUCUCCAUUUCCUGUCGUUGCUAGUGGAUUGCCUGUGCGCGAUGCCAAUGCGAAGUCUAACAAUCUCUACAAGUUCAAGCAGAAUGUUCCAAUUCCUAGCUACCUUUUCGCCGUGGCUAGUGGAGAUUUGACCGAAGCCCCUGUCGGCCCACGAAGCGUGGUUGUGUCCAGCCCGGACAAGAUUGAUGAUUGCAAGUGGGAACUCGAAGCGCAUACCGAGAAGUUUAUCGAAGCUAUCGAGAGAAUAGUAUACCCCUAUGCAUGGGGCGAGUACAAUAUCCUCAUUCUUCCUCCCAGUUUCCCAUACGGCGGUAUGGAGAACCCUAUCUAUACAUUCGCGACUCCGAGUUUGAUAUCAAAGGACCGAGAAAAUGUAGAUGUCAUUGCUCAUGAAUUGGCUCACAGUUGGAGCGGUAAUCUAGUGACCAAUGCAUCUUGGGAGCACUUUUGGUUGAACGAGGGCUGGACUACUUAUUUGGAACGUAGAAUAAUGGGUGCAGUACACGGUGAAGCACACCGUCAUUUCUCAGCCAUCAUCGGCUGGGACGGGCUCACGGACUCCGUCAAAGAGUUCGGAGAGGACAACGAGUUCACCAAAUUGGUGGUUGACCUGAAAGGAAAGGAUCCCGAUGACGCUUUCUCCAAGGUUCCCUACGAAAAGGGAUUCACCUUCUUGUUCUACCUUGAGAAUCUAUUGACCAAGGACUCCUUUGAUAAGUUUAUCCCUCACUACUUUACUGUUUUCAAAGAAAAAUCCCUCGACUCUUAUGAAUUCAAGUCCACCAUCCUUGACUUCUUCGCCAAUGACCCCGUAGCCACCAAACGUCUCAACGAAGUCGACUGGGACUCAUGGUUCUACUCGCCCGGUCUUCCCCCCAAACCAGACUUUGACACCUCCCUCGUCGAUAUCGUCUACGAAUUAGCCGACAAAUGGAAAUCUCUCUCGUCUUCCUCGUCAACCUUCACCCCAUCAAAGGAAGACAUCAAGGGUUUGAGCGCCAACCAAUUCAUUGUUUUCCUUGAGCGAGUCACCCUUUUCGAAGACCCAGCACUCAGCUCAGACUCGUUCCGUUUGAUGGGUCAAGUGUACGGCUUUGCAGACAGCUCGAAUAUCGAAGUUACAAAUCUUUAUUUCAGAUUGGGGUUGAAAAUUGGCGAUAGGUCGGCCAUUGAGCCUACCGUGAGGCUCUUGGGAGAGAUUGGCAGGAUGAAGUUUGUUCGACCUUUGUUCCGUGCUCUCAAGAAUGUUGAUCGUCAGGUUGCUGUUGAGACAUUUGAAAAGUACAGAGAUUUCUACCACCCUAUUUGCCGUGGAAUGGUAGAGAAAGAUCUCGCAAAAUAA
This is a messenger RNA of Talaromyces amestolkiae, 1851 nucleotides long. RefSeq lists its product as uncharacterized. The record is from RefSeq and is a predicted model, not a curated record. The transcript has 10 exons. Gene Ontology annotation, biological process: proteolysis. NCBI's taxonomy places the organism in Eukaryota, Fungi, Ascomycota, Eurotiomycetes, Eurotiales, Trichocomaceae. Gene Ontology annotation, cellular component: cytosol. Bases 1 to 1851 code for a protein of 616 amino acids. Gene Ontology annotation, molecular function: epoxide hydrolase activity; zinc ion binding; aminopeptidase activity.